AUGGUGGCCUUGUGUGCACCCCUGGUGCUGCAGGGAUGCUGGGCUCAGGAUGAUCUGAGCUGGGCAGGUCUGGAGGGACAAGCAUUUGCUGCCAGGCUUGCAGGCAUUGGCUCCUUUCUUUCUGGGUGGGAAUCCUGGUGUGGCUCGGGCAUUGUGACUGCAUUCCACUUGGAGCUGCUCCCACAGCGCAUGAGGGACCUGGCCUCACCAGGUCCAACUGUGAUCUCUUCUCUCCUUUUGUCUUUCAGCAAACGGGGAUUCAGCGUCCGGUCCUUUGGAACGGGGACUCAUGUGAAGCUUCCAGGACCAGCACCUGACAAGCCCAAUGUUUAUGAUUUCAAAACCACAUAUGACCAGAUGUACAAUGAUCUUCUUAGGAAAGACAAAGAACUCUACACACAGAACGGCAUUUUACACAUGCUGGACAGAAACAAGAGGAUCAAGCCUCGGCCGGAGCGAUUCCAGAACUGCAAGGACCUGUUUGACCUCAUCCUCACUUGCGAGGAGCGAGUCUACGACCAGGUGGUGGAAGAUCUGAACUCCAGAGAGCAGGAGACGUGCCAGCCGGUGCACGUGGUCAAUGUCGACAUCCAGGACAACCACGAGGAGGCCACCCUGGGCGCAUUCCUCAUCUGUGAGCUCUGCCAGUGUAUCCAGCACACGGAGGACAUGGAGAACGAGAUUGAUGAGCUGCUGCAGGAGUUCGAGGAGAAGAGUGGCCGCACCUUCCUGCACACGGUCUGCUUCUACUGACGCACCUGCCAGCGUCCUCGUGGACUCGCCACCGCCGACGCUGCCUCUCGCGGGCUCUGCCACGGCGUCACUCUUGAACUGAACCUGUGGAGUGGGGGGCGCAGACGUGCCGGGUCCGCCCGCCACGGGUUUCCGUCCCGCCUGCACCCAGGAGGGGCUGUCGACCACAGAGUAGUUUCUCACCCACAGAGAAGCUCAGGCCUCCGGGGCAUCUCCCCACAUGCCUGUGUCUGUUCCCACCCCAGGCUGGACUGUACCCACUGAAUAAAGCGCGCUUGACCCCCCGGAGA
Molecule: messenger RNA, 1043 nt
Organism: Carlito syrichta (Philippine tarsier)
Lineage: Eukaryota; Metazoa; Chordata; Mammalia; Primates; Tarsiidae
Product: RNA polymerase II subunit A C-terminal domain phosphatase SSU72-like
Exons: 6
Coding region: 1-753 (250 amino acids)
Biological process (GO): termination of RNA polymerase II transcription
Cellular component (GO): nucleus; mRNA cleavage and polyadenylation specificity factor complex
Molecular function (GO): RNA polymerase II CTD heptapeptide repeat phosphatase activity
Source: RefSeq, a predicted model, not a curated record